Messenger RNA from Caenorhabditis bovis, 1131 nucleotides. The record is from the annotation of a GenBank genome assembly. NCBI's taxonomy places the organism in Eukaryota, Metazoa, Nematoda, Chromadorea, Rhabditida, Rhabditidae.
AUGGAUCCUAAAAAGACAUUUUCGAUGGAUAGUCAAAUAUUGGAAGAAGUGAUACGCAGUGGAAACAUUCCUUGUCAUGGAAGAUCGGGAAUGCUUUGUAGCGGUGGAGGACUCCUACCGCCGGCGCUUUUGAAUGAAUCGAAGGUUCCGAAAUUUUAUUUGGACGCGAUUGCCGCUUGCGGAGCAACAACGUCGUCCGCACUGCCGAAUACGGCGCUUGUUUAUAAUUUGAUGGUCAGCUCGAAUUUGCCGAAAGACGUGUUGUCGUAUAUCUGGUCGGCAGUGAAUCGAACGAAGCCCGGACAACUCACGAGACCCGAAUUCUUCUCGUGUAUUGCCCUAAUUGCUCUUGCGCAGAAAGGCGAAUCAUUGGCGGCUCUUUGUGCGAUGGAUUCGCUUCCCAUUCCAUUCCUGAAUCCGGUUCAGGCGGUUCCGGCGUCAACGAAUGCGACGACAACAGCGUCGUCGUCGUCGUUUGUUCCAUUUGCCAGAAUUAAGCAAACCACUUCUGCUUUUAUUCCAACCUCGCUUCUGCCGAGAAAAUCGCUGAGGAAAAAGAAAGAAGCCGAUUUGAUUGGAGAGCCGACGGCGGCGGCGUCGAGCGCGUCUCCGACAAAAUCGGCCACCAAAGAUUUGAUGGGAUUGGAUUUGUUCGUGGAGUCGGCCAACGGCGAAGACGGCGAGAACGCUGAAUCGUCGACAAUUCAUUGUUGGCGCGAAACGGUGCACGCAGUGUUUCUUGUGUUUCAAGAGGCGAACGGAAUUCUUGGAAAAACGCCAAAAUCGGUGUUGGACGAGAUUUUUUCGACCGAGAAAGGCGAAAAUUACUUGCGAAGUCUUCGCCGCGCGUUUAUCACACUCGAGCGCGUGUGCAAAUCGGCCGGUGUUUUGCUACCGGCGAAAUCGACGAAUGAGGCGGAAGCGUGCCGAAAAUGCUGGCAGCGAUUGUCGCCGUUUUUGACGGUUCACGACGUCGAUGAGGCAGCCAAAGACGAGAGAAAAUGUGGCAUUUGCUGUCAGCCUGUAAGCACUCCUGUCGACUAUGGUGGACAGUGCUAUGACGUCACUUGCGCAAAUUUAUGGGUUAACAAUGUUAGCUCGAUGCUGCCGAAUCAGCAUUUGAAACAUUGA